This is a messenger RNA of Penicillium subrubescens, 2320 nucleotides long. RefSeq lists its product as uncharacterized. The record is from RefSeq and is a predicted model, not a curated record. Bases 333 to 2072 code for a protein of 579 amino acids. Lineage: Eukaryota; Fungi; Ascomycota; Eurotiomycetes; Eurotiales; Aspergillaceae. The transcript is spliced from 4 exons.
ACGCAAUCGCCGUGUGCCUCUCUUUUCCUUAACUCGCAGGAUAGUUUCUUUCUUUUCUGGCCAGCUCACUCUCUAUGCGCACCUGAAUAACUGCUCAAAUACCACUCAUUCGUAGCCGGUUGACACGUCGAGUCCCGCGCAUCCCACCCCCGACCCCCGAUUCCGCUGCCACGGCGUAAGCAGCCUUCGUCGCGUCACACAAUCUACUCCAAGAACAGUCGUUACCAAUCCAUUCAGGCCUCGGACUCACCGCCGCUCACACUUGUGUGGUAUGACCUCGGGAACACAACUAUCAUCUCAACGGGGCACACCCUGAAUAUCCCGCAAUACUUAUGGAGCCCCAAGAGUCUGCGACGCCUAUGGCGCCCCCGUCUAGAUCUCUCCGGGAACAGACACAAAAGCGCCAGCGCAAUUCUUCCCCGGUCACGCCGUCAAAGCGACGUCGAGUCCAACACUUGCCAUCAAGUGUGUCGCAGAGGACUCCAGCGUCCACCCAAAUAUCUUGUACAUCCACUCCUCUAAGUGGUCCGCGUACUAGAGCGCAGUUGGAUCGGUACUAUGAAGAUGUGAAGAGGGACGCGCGUCGGAUCAUCGCUGUGAAAAAUCAGCUAGAUGUUCUCCUCCCAGAGGUAGACACAGAUCCACAGAGCACACCGGCGCCAACCUCUGGAUCAAUGUCAAUGACAACGAAAAAUGCCGUCAAGCUGCUGGAGAAGAUCUUGAAAGAUAAUCAACUUAUCGAGGACCUGGAGGAAGUGCGCAAGGAGGUUGACCCUAAGGUCCGCGGCCCCAGACGCUCUGACACGGACGGUGUUGUCAAACACUAUCGGAAAAAACAACAAACCACACGUGAAAAACUCCGCAAAGAUAUCAGAAAGGCCCGGAAGAGAAUUGGGUACAACUGGGACAGACUUAAAGCAGCCCAAAUGGUCACCGAGCCCGAGGCAAGCACAGCCGAGGACACCGUAUCCUCAAGCAUAUCAUAUCCCGUCGUUUCGGUGGCUGCCACAGAAGAUGGAGAUGAUGAUUCCGGCGCAAUGGCAGAUGACUCGGAUAGUGAGCCCAUGCUUCCUACAGGCAAUACUGUUGCUCGGUCAAUCAUGUCACCUUCUUUUCUUCCAGAUCACACCGUGGAGGAGGAGAACCGAACCAGUAAUGAUAAAGACAAAGCUAAGACGAAGAGGAGUGGUGAAAACGGCGACGCCGAUAGAGAAGCAUCCAAAAUCAACGAGCCAGUGGAGGGAAAAGCGGCACCGGAGUCUCUUCCAAGGACUGUUCGUGCUCCUCGUCGGUCGAUCUACACCCCCGAUUCAGUUGAUGACGAAGACCGCCCUGGACAAACUGGUCAAAAAGAAAUCUCGACACAUACCGCGACGGAGGAAAGUCCUCAUAGUGAUGGAGGACUAGCUGAUAAAAUGGUGGAAGAGACGACGAAGCCCACCAACCCUCGUGAAGUGGAGACCCAAGUGAAGCCGUUCUCACGGCGUUCCGAUGACGAAAUCUCCGACAGCGGGGAAGACGAGGACAGCUCAGAGGAUGAUGAGGAUGAUGAGGAUGGCAGCGAUGUAGAAAUCAAGGAAGAAGACGAGGAUUUGGAUGUCAAAUUGGACAUGUUUGGUGAUGGCAGUGAGGAUGACGACGAGGACGAGGACGAGGAUGAAAGCAACGAUGUUGGACUCAAGGUGGAAGUGGAAGAUCAGGAGGAAUUCAAGGAGAGUAGUGAAGAUACGAGGACUGAGCAAGACAAGGAAGCCGAGGAAGCAACGGGUGAUAUCGAAAGCCAAAAGAAAGGAAGCGACGAACGCCUGAAUGUCGUACAGUCGGGCCAGGGCCAUCCGGAAGAUCCAAAAUCUUCACGGCCCACAACUGGCUUGUUUGAGCGCAUGAAUGGCAUUCAAACUUCCGGCUCCUUUGAAGCAAUGAUGGCCGGAUUGAGACAAGCGGCAGCCGAGAGAGAGAGGCUGGCAGUGCUCAACGGGCGGAUAGUGGACACUGACACGUCCGACUCGUCUGACGAUGAAUCACUGCCGGACUGGCCGCCGGAAUCUGAUACGAAGCCAUCUAUCGCCUGAUUCCGAGUGUGGCAGGAGAGAAAGCAUUCCUGCUUUAACUUUCCCUUUUAUGAAAGAUCUUUCCAAAUGUCUUUUGAACCGUCUUUCUUAAUAGGUAAAGCAACAGGCUUAGUAGGUAUUAUAAGGAUAUAUAGGUGCUCGAUGUACCUAUUAUCCAUCAUACUCCAAAUGGAAUAGUCUGUCGUGCGGAAGCACAAGUUGGUGUGCGAUUAGCCUCAGCCUACAAUGGAAUAUCACACAUAUGUCCC